UCCAACAACUGAUGAUUAGGCUAAAGCUUACAUCAGAACGUGUGGGCGUGGGAGUGUGAAAAUUGUUGGCUGUGGAUGUUUGUGUGUAUAAUGGUUCUGACGCGUCAACAAAUACUCAUGGCAGUGAUAAAUACCAAUUAGCCACCGCUGUGUACGUUGUGCAGACGGAAAUGCGAAAAUUUCAGUUGUUUGUGUGUGGGACCGCAGUCUGUUCUAAAAAAACUAGUGGCACAAUAUUUAUAUUAAACCCGUUAUGCUGACCCGUUUACCUUGGUCCAAUUUGCUUAAAAAAAGCGAAAACCCAUCUAGCCAGCAAAUACAAAAAGAACAACAACAGGUUAAUGCUUCUCAAACAGGUAAAGCGUAAGGUCUUUCUCUCUCCUCUCUCUCUCUCUCCACAGCUGAUUGCCGGGAUGCUUUUGGCACUCUCGCGCACUCCUUUUGAUCGGCAGAGGCCAUCAGUGACUCUUAAAGUGUUCAGCAAUCAAGUGCAUUUCAAACUGCAUCAAAACUUGCAUUUCUUUUGAUGCAAGUUUCUUUGUACUCUACCCAAAUAAAUAAAGCUCCCAAUUCAGGUUUAUUGCGGCUCGUCUGCUUCUGCGUUUGUGUACUUUUUGCAUAUUUAUGAGCAAACGGGUUAUUCUUUUUGGCAACGGAACAUCUUUCACUCUUUCCAAGAACAACAUUCCCUCCUCCGAUCGCUUAUGGUUACAAAAUUUACGCAACAAGCCGCGAUCGCGGUCGCUGGCCUCUCCACUCAACAAGUUUGCCAAAACCCCAGAAAAGACAGCAGGUGAAAACUUGAAACGCAAGAACGAAGCUUUAAAUACGCUUAAAAAUAAUAAACUAAGGGUGAUUUAUUCAUACACACGGUUGACACGUUAUACUUCUAUAUAUUGCCAUUACACAAUUAUUUAUUCUUUCGGAUUCCUAAUCUAACCGAAACGUUGCAAUAAUGUAAGGAUAUUUUUUUCCAAUCCAAAAUACCAAACCUUUGUUUCGAAAAUUCUACAUAUAUUAUAUCCCUGUACCGUGUACAACAUCUACAAACUUGGCAGUGUACUGUCGAUUGCUGACUUUUAAACAUGUAACUCGCAAAAAAAUCAUGAUAGCUUCUUAGUAGAGUAUAAACUACAACCAAACUCGCUGUCAUCCAUUUUGGAAACCAGAUACAGAUACGGCGACAAAGACAGAUACAGAGCCAACUACAGAUGCUCGCUGGCUGCUGGGAAGAGUCGCUUCAGUUGAGUGCCUCCAUUCUCCCAGAGCAAACCGUUCCCGCCGUAAGAAAGUAAGGAAAACAAGAAAUGCGCAGUGGGCCAACGCUUUGUCCACUGCUGGUGGUGCUACUAGUGGGUCAUCAAGUGGCUCCGGUGGUGCCGGCUAACCUACUGACCAGCUAUCUGCCCGCCUCCAUGCAGGCCUUGGCAUACUUCAUAGAUCUGCUGCAAUAUGAACCCCUGUCCAGCACAACCGUUGAGCCGCCCUUUAGUGCAGAUAAUGGAGGGGAAUCUACGAGUGCCAAACCACUACCCUCAACGGCAUUGCCCACAAGGAUGAGGACUACGACCACGAGGAGACCAAGUGCAACGGGUGGUUCGGGAUCUGGCUGGUGGCAGCCUCCAAGUUGGUGGGAAACGCCGCAGAGGACUUCCACCACCGAGAAACCCACAUCACCACCAACCUUACCGCAUCGUCCGGCGAUCUUUGCCCCAGGCUCUAAACCAGUGCUUGAGGGUCACGCUCUCUUUGAUGAAAUCGGAGAUGAUGUGGACUUUGACAAGCUGCCUUUGUCUUUAAUCCGUGAUAUUCAAAGCGAACACGAAGACUUUACCAACGAUGUGGAGUCGCUGGAUAACUUUCUGCGUCUAUACGACGAUAAUUACGGAAGAGCAGCAUUCGAUUUCGAGUCCGCCAUGGAUAGGUGGAGCACCUCCUCAAUAGCGGGCAAAAAGAGGGUACCACCCACCAAACCUUAUGUGGAUUUCCUGCUGGUCUACGAUCUUCUGAAGCGCGAUGCUAAGGCGGCAAAUCUGAGCAAGUACGAAGGAUACUCUGAAGACCUGCUGGAGCAGCUGCAUGAGUUGUCGCAGGCGUCCUCGGCCAGGCAACUGCACACUCUCUUUCAAAGGAUGUUAGACCGGGGCGAUGUGCAGCGAAGUGACGUAGUAGCCCGCGUUCAGGGAAUCGUCAAAGAUUUGGGGAACCCUAACAGUGCCACCUCCAAGGCUUUGGCAUUUAUACCCAGCAUGCAGUUUCUACCUUAAGCUCCUAGAUAAGUCGCAAUAAAGUCAAGGGACAAUCAAAUUGAUAAUCAAAUUGAGUGUGUAUUAAUUGAAAACAGCUGAAGAUAAGCAUAAGCAAAGCCAUAAUCUUUCGCUAAACACUUUUGCUGCAAAGAAUGUAAAAACAAAAUGUUGCCAUGACUCAUUAAUUUAAAUAAACUCAAAGUCUAAUCGAGACAGCCUGCCUGUUUUUUAAACUACAAAGUUGUAAGCCCGACUCAUAAUUGCUUUUAAAAAUUUC
Molecule: messenger RNA, 2526 nt
Organism: Drosophila ficusphila
Lineage: Eukaryota; Metazoa; Arthropoda; Insecta; Diptera; Drosophilidae
Gene: ImpE3
Exons: 1
Coding region: 1308-2267 (319 amino acids)
Source: RefSeq, a predicted model, not a curated record